Peromyscus californicus insignis is the source of this 5439-nucleotide messenger RNA. RefSeq names its product ERCC excision repair 5, endonuclease (gene Ercc5). The record is from RefSeq and is a predicted model, not a curated record. Bases 1956 to 5366 code for a protein of 1136 amino acids. The transcript has 15 exons. NCBI's taxonomy places the organism in Eukaryota, Metazoa, Chordata, Mammalia, Rodentia, Cricetidae. Gene Ontology annotation, biological process: nucleotide-excision repair. Gene Ontology annotation, molecular function: single-stranded DNA binding; DNA endonuclease activity. Gene Ontology annotation, cellular component: nucleus.
GGUUGGAUGUGCCUGCAAGGUAGUACUGGUAGGGUCUCAUACUGGUUGGAUGAGGAGGAUACAAGAACUGAUACCCAGAACUCAGGCCCACAUGAAACAGUGAUUCACUGAGGUGGGGCUCAGUGGAGAAGGCAUGGCAUUUGAAUUUGAAUUUGAAAUGACUUCAAGCAGUCAGGUAGAUUUCAGCCGGGUUUUCUAGGACAGAGUGCUGCUUUAGUCUUGGAGACACAUGUGCAGGGAGUAGUGGGUUGUUUGAGGUAGCCUCUGCAAGUGGUGCAUAUUGGAGGGAAGGAAAGAUCAUGGCAGAAAAGCUCUCUAAUGGUGAAUUACAGGAACUGGCAAAGAGCAAGAAAUCCAGCAGUAUGCUGGUUCAUGCUUAGGAACAAAUGCAAAGUACAUUGAAAAAAAAAGUCAUCUUUAAGAAAGGUUCAGAAAGUGAGAAAACUAUAAGAAAACAUAAUGACUUGUUUUAGCAGAGAUAGCUGUCCUUAAUAUGGUUGGUGUCUGGGCAGUUUUUCUGCAUUUGACAUACUACUUGGAUUAUAAAGAGAAUUACACUGUAUAGUUUUUAUAACCUACUAACUUUCCUCAAGUAAUGUUUUAUAAUUAUUUUUAAUCAUUAGACAUGUUUUGAUCCUCUUUGUAAGAACAUGCUAUCCUAGGAACAGGAACUCAGCCUAUUGUAAUUGAGUUUUAAGCACUGACCCAUGGCAAAGCUUUCAAACCUUUUUAUAUUUUCAUUGUUAUAUUCAAGCAUUCUUAUAUCUUAUUGUAAAUCCGUGAUGAUUUCUUGAGGAUAAACGUGUUGCGGGAUAUUUGUUUGCUCUGUCCCUCCAAAACUGCCAAUAAACUGAAUCUUGAUUCAGAGGACGGAGUCAAUGCUCAGCCAACCAGAAUAAACCAUAAGAGUUUUUUGGCUGACUCACAUGGGGAGAGAGGAACACAGGGAGAAAGGAGGAGGGGCUUAGGAAUUUCGAGGACUUAUUUUGGAUCUUGGAAAAGCAGAAAGGAGGGUCAGAUGGGCUUUUCUCCAUCACUUUUUGAAUCUACCAGGUUCAUACCCUAUUAUCUGACUUCUGAGUUUUUAUUUAUAAGAGAAUAAUUUAGAUACUUGUUACAUAAAUGUAUGGAAAUGGAAUUCUUAAGACAAUACAAUUUUUAACUUUUUUUUCUAUGAAUUUUCAAGUUGUCCUCCUGAAACUUGGGAUAGUUUGCUAACAUUCUUUGUAGAACAUUAGCUUUUUGUUUAUUUUGUUUUGUUUUUAGACAGAACCUUACUUGUUCUGUAGUCUAGACUGACCUGUAACCCACAGUCCUCCUGAGUCGUGGGAUUACAGUUGUGUGUUGCUACACUUGCUUAGCUUGUUUGUUGUAGCAGUGUUCAUAACUGAAGCCAGGGCUUUGUGCAUACUAUGUAAGUACUCUGCUCCAUCUCCAGGCUUAGUAGGAGGACUUUCUUUUCAAAAACGACAUUUUCAUUAUAAAAUCCUUUUUAAAAUUUUUGUUUUUAGUUAAUAUUCAAAAUAGUAGGUUUCUUUGACAUAUUCAUACAUGUAUAUCUUUGUACUUUGUUCAUAAUUACCCUUCCCUGUCCCUUUUCCCAUUGUCUACCCAUCCUUCCCUCUCAUGCUUCCCUUCUGCUUCCAUAUCAUUGCACAUGCAUGUGUGUGUGUGUGUGUGUGUGUGUGUGUGUGUGUGUGUGUGUGUGUAUUGUGGGAUGUUCUGUAUGUCAAAUGUAUUGCUCUGAUUGGUUAAUAAAUGAAACACUGAUUGGCCAGUAGCCAGGCAGGAAGUAUAGGUGGAACAAGCAGAGAAGAGAAUUCUGGGAAGUGGAAGGCUGAGGAGAGAGACGCUGCCAGCCACCACGAUGAGAGAUGAGAAGCAGAUGUUAAGAUACCGAUAUUAGCAUUUGGCUAAACCAAGCACUUAAAGGAGUCCGAGAUCGCCAUGGGAAUAUGAUAGAAAACGCUCAUCUUCUCACAUUGUUCCACCGGCUCUGCAAACUCUUGUUUUUUCGUAUUCGCCCUAUUUUUGUAUUUGAUGGAGAUGCCCCACUGCUAAAGAAACAGACCUUGGCAAAAAGAAGGCAGAAGAAGGAUUCUGCAUCCAUUGACUCUAGAAGAACCACAGAGAAGCUUCUGAAAACCUUUCUGAAGAGACAGGCUCUGCAAACUGCCUUCAGAAGGAAAAGAAAUGAAGCUCUACCCAGUCUUACUCAAGUUCAGAGAAAGGAUGACAUCUAUGUUUUGCCACCUUUACAAGAGGAAGAAAAGCACAGUUCAGAAGAGGAAGAUGAAAAGCAGUGGCAAGCAAGAAUGGAUCAAAAGCAAGCUUUGCAGGAAGAAUUCUUUCAUAAUCCUCAUGCCAUCGAUAUCGAGUCUGAGGAUUUCAGCAGCCUGCCACCUGAAGUAAAGCAUGAGAUCUUGACUGACAUGAAGGAGUUUACCAAGCGAAGACGAACACUGUUUGAAGCAAUGCCAGAGGAGUCUAAUGAUUUUUCACAGUACCAGCUGAAAGGCUUGCUUAAGAAAAACUACCUAAACCAGCACAUAGAAAAUGUCCAAAAGGAAAUGAACCAGCAGCACUCAGGACAAAUCCAGAGACAGUACGAAGAUGAGGGAGGCUUUCUGAAGGAGGUGGAGUCAAGGAGAGUGGUCUCUGAAGACACCUCACAUUACAUCUUGAUAAAAGGUAUUCAAACUAAGAAAGUCAUGGAUGUGGAUUCAGAGGCUUCUCCUUCUUCCAGCAAAAGGCACAGCAUGUCCUUCGACCUGAAGUUGUCACCCCAUGAGAAAGUGAAGCCAGAGAAAGAACCAGAGGCCGCACCUCCUUCUCCAAGAACCUUACUGGCUAUGCAGGCAGCCAUGCUGGGAAGUAGCUCAGAAGAGGAGCCAGAGAGGGAGAGGGAUUCAUGGGCCACUGCAGAUGCAGGCUCCGUAUCACCACAGACCCUUGCAGCUAUUCAGAGAGCUCUGGAUGAUGAUGAAGAUGGGAAAGUGUGUGAGGGGGAUGAUGAGCCAACAGGAAGGGCAGUGGUGAAAGUGUUGGGUGGUGGUAAAGGUGGGGAAGUUUGUGCUGGGAGUGAUGAGCUGGCAGUGAGAACUCAGGUUGGAAAUAGGCCAAACCAGGAGCACAGUGAUGGAGCUGUAGCGAGAGGUGGAGGCGUGCCAUUUGUCACAGUUCCUGCUUUACCCACCGUGACUGUAGUAAAGGAGUAUGUGGUCAGCUCCAAUAGUGAAAAAGAACAGAUAGCCUCGGCUCAGUCAUUGAAUACUGCUUGUCACGAAGCUGGUGAAUGUUAUGCUCCAAAAGAACAGAUGCCACUUACUCAUGUGGUGAAUGAAGCAUCUCAGAUAAGCAGUGAGUAUGAGGUUGAGGGGAAGCAAGCUCCCCUUCCACCAGCAUGCACAGAACAACUGUGCAGUGAUGCCUCCGGACUCCUCAGGGAACCUCCAAUAAGAACACAUUCCGAUCAGAGGAUGGACACACACCCUGAAGAGCCCGAGCUGCAGAAAGGUCUCUACCCACCUGAGAGUAAAUGUGUUUCCUCUCGUUUUUCAAGUGAUGAUGAAACAGAAAGUGUACAAAAUACUGCUUCUAAAGCAUGGGGCACAGUUCACAUCCCUUCAGAGGCAAUGGAUAACUUAGAAAAGGCAUUGUCUUCUAAUGCUGAUGAACAUAGAGAUUCCCUGAAAACCAUCCAGCAACGGGAGAUGCCUGAAGCCACUGCCAGGGAAUUGAUUUUAGUCCCAAAGCCCAUGGAACCAAAGAAGAUGGAGUCUGGAGAAAGCGAGUCUGAUGGAAGUUUCAUUGAGGUACAGAGUAUGGUCAGUGAUGGUGAACUUCAAGCAGAGUCAUUGGAGCCUUCUAAACCUCCCUCUGAACAAGAUGAAGAGGAACCCAGAGGAACUCUGGAGGAAGGAAUCCCCAGGGACACAGAACACCUCCUACAGGACAGCUCUGACAGUGAGGACUUGGUCAAGGAAGAGCACAAAAAAACUGACGGAUAUGCUGAGGACUCACCUAAUGAAUGGCAAGAUGUUGAUUUGGAGGAACUAGACAUCCUAGAGAGUAACCUCUUAGCAGAACAGAAUUCACUGGAAGCUCAAAAACAGCAGCAAGAACGGAUCGCUGUCUCUGUAACGGGCCAGAUGUUUCUGGAAAGUCAGGAACUCCUGCGCCUGUUUGGCAUUCCCUAUAUCCAGGCUCCCAUGGAGGCAGAGGCGCAGUGUGCCAUCCUGGACCUCACUGAUCAGACUUCUGGGACCAUCACUGAUGAUAGUGAUAUCUGGCUGUUUGGGGCCCGGCAUGUCUAUAAGAAUUUUUUUAACAAAAACAAGUUUGUAGAGUACUACCAAUAUGUGGACUUUCACAACCAAUUAGGAUUGGACCGGAACAAAUUAAUCAACUUGGCUUAUCUACUGGGCAGUGAUUAUACUGAAGGGAUCCCAACUGUUGGCUGUGUAACAGCCAUGGAGAUUCUCAAUGAAUUCCCUGGACGAGGCCUGGACCCACUCCUAAAAUUCUCAGAGUGGUGGCAUGAAGCUCAAAACAACAAGAAGGUUGCAGCCAAUCCCCAGGACACCAAAGUAAAAAAAAAAUUACGGAAGUUGCAGCUGACACCUGGCUUCCCCAACCCUGCGGUUGCAGACGCCUACCUUAGGCCUGUGGUGGAUGACUCCAGGGGAUCGUUUCUAUGGGGCAAACCUGAUGUUGACAAGAUUAGAGAUUUUUGUCAGAGGUAUUUUGGCUGGAACAAGACGAAGACAGAUGAGUCCCUUUUUCCAGUACUAAAGCAACUGAAUGUCCAGCAGACCCAACUACGGAUUGAUUCCUUUUUUAGAUUAGCUCAACAGGAAAAACAAGAUGCCAAACACAUAAAAAGCCAGAGGCUGAACAGAGCUGUGACAUGUAUGCUAAGGAAAGGAAAGGAAGAGGCAACUAGUGAGCUGGACAAAGAGGUUGAGGCCCUGGAUAAGGCUAAAGGGAAAACCCCAAAAAGAAGCCUAAUGAGCCCAAGAGAGACAUCAGUCCCCCAAAGAAGGAGGUCUUCAGGAAGUGGUGGGUUUUUGGGGGACCCCCACCUCUCAGAAUCACCUGGGGAUUCAAGUGAGGAUGCAGAAGGUUCAUCUGUGAUGUGCACACGACAGAGAAGAACAGCUGAGUUGUCAAAAGUCAGCUGCUCGGAUUUGCCUGACGUAGUGAGAGAUGCUCACGGAAGGGAUGGUUUUAUGUCCACUAGCAGCUCCAGUGAGAGCGAUGGUGGCAAAACCAAGGCCGUGCUAGUGACUGCUAGACCUGUAUUUGGGAAGAAAAAAGGGAAGCUAAGGAGUGUGAGGAAAAGGAAAAGGAAAGCCAAAUUUUAAAAAGCCAGUGAUUUGGAAGAACAAUGUUUGUAAUGUAUUGAGAACAUAAGAUUAAAUCUAUUUGUACAAUCUC